AUGCACUAUGAUGGCGAGACGGCUAAUUCUGGAAGGGAUAUAGCUAAUCUGUUUGCCACUUGCUUUAUGUUAGCUUAUAGUGUGCCCUCAACUGCUAAAAGACAAGUGGUUCUCCCACCAGUGAUGACUAGCACUUAUAGUAUUGAGGAAAUUUUAUUUUCACCGCGACAAAUUGAACUUGCCCUAAAGAAACUUGAUCCCGCAAAGGGUGCUGGUUCUGAUGGCAUACCUCCGGUGUUUCUAAUUCACUGUUCAGAGUGUUUGUCAUAUCCGCUUUUAUUGAUCUUUAAUGAAUCAUUGCGUCGAAGGGAAUUUCCUACAGUUUGGAAGAGAGCCCUUAUUGUGCCAGUAUUUAAGUCUGGUGAUGAUAAACUAAUAAAAAACUACAGGGCAAUUGCUAAAGUAUUCGAAUCACUUCUUUGUUCUAUUUUAUCCUGGCACAUUAAACAUUUUAUCACGGCUCGACAUUUUGGGUUCGUAAGGAAUCACUCGACUGCGUCGAACCUUGCUGAAUUCGUCUCAGAUAUUAGUCAGUCAGUAGACAAGAACAAUCAAGUUGAUACUAUUUACACCGACUUCAGCAGAGCUUUUGACAGAGUGGAUCGUGGUAUUCUGCUGACAAAACUGGCAGAGUAUGGCUUCGGGGAUGUAUUAAGUGAUUUUCUUCUUAUUUAUCAGAUCGAGUGGCAAGUGUAG
Molecule: messenger RNA, 696 nt
Organism: Parnassius mnemosyne (clouded apollo)
Lineage: Eukaryota; Metazoa; Arthropoda; Insecta; Lepidoptera; Papilionidae
Source: the annotation of a GenBank genome assembly